AGGGAAGGAGGAAACAAAAAACACAUCACGCAAGCACAGAAAGCGUUCUCAGCAAGCCAGCAACCAACACUCGAACGUAAAUAAACAAAACAAGUUCCUCUCUUUUCAUUUCUUUUUACCCAAACAAUAACUACAUCAAAUCCCCGCCUCCCUCUCCCUAUAUUUUUCAUUUCCCUAAAUCACUCUCCUUUAAUACAAAAAAUAAAAAAAAUGCACAAACUUUAAUCCCUUUUUGUACGGAUUAGUUUAGCCCUCUUUUUUUUUCUCAACAGAAUUUUUUAUGGCUCUUUGCAGUCGAGUGGUUAGAUCAGGCGUUAAUUCUGCGAUUUUCUUUGCAAAAUCUCGAGCGAUUAACCCAUCAUCUUCUAGUUCAUUUGGUAACAGAUUUGAUUACCGGCAUAUUUCGCAGCUCGUUAGACCUAACAACAAUAAACGCGCAUUUCUCGUUGAUACUUUAGCACUGGUGAGAGGAUUGGAAUCGCAAGGCGUGCCGUCGAAGCAAGCGGAGGCGAUUACGGCUGCGAUUACUGAAGUGUUGAAUGAUAGUUUGGAGAAUGUCGCUUAUUCUUUUGUUUCUAAGGCAGAAAUGCAGAAGAGUGAAAUGAUUCAAGACUCAAAUCUGUCCAAGUUUAAGUCUGAAGUACAGAGUUCUCAGGAGCAUCAUUUUUCUUUGUUGCAACGUGAGACUGAAAAACUACGAGGUGACAUAGAUAAAAUGCGCAGUGAACUGAGGUAUGAAAUUGAUAAAGUAACUGCUGGACAGCGUUUGGAUUUGAAUCUUGAAAGAGGACGCAUUCGUGACGAGCUGGCGAAUCAGAAUGCAGAAACCACCAAUCUCACAAACAAGCUUGAUCGGGAAAUUCAUGCAUUGAGAGCCCACCUGGAAGCGGCAAAAUACGAUGUGAUUAAAUACUGCAUAGGUACCCUCGUCUCCAUAUGUGCAGUUGGCAUUGCAACGGUCCGUAUCUUGUUGUAGUGCACUGCCAAUUCAUUGCAAAACUUCUACAAGAAUUAUAAAUUUACAUUUUUUAUCAUGGCAAAUGUUGUCAUAACUAAAUCGAAUUCUACAGUAGAAUUGUUUGGUAGCCAUUUUUUGUAUUAAAAACAGGGAUACCUAAUUGGUUAGAACAGUUAUUGAUUUUCCCAUGGGGAUUCUAGCUAGGCUUUGUUUCACGCAAUCCUUACAUUAAUGCCAUAUAAAAAACCAAAAAAAGAUGGCAACGAUUGAAUUUA
Populus trichocarpa (black cottonwood) is the source of this 1233-nucleotide messenger RNA. Its product is annotated as protein FMP32, mitochondrial. The record is from RefSeq and is a predicted model, not a curated record. The coding region runs from base 281 to 976 and encodes 231 amino acids. Gene Ontology annotation, cellular component: mitochondrion. NCBI's taxonomy places the organism in Eukaryota, Viridiplantae, Streptophyta, Magnoliopsida, Malpighiales, Salicaceae. The transcript is spliced from 7 exons.